UUCUUAUAUUACAUUUAGGUGCUCAUUUACAGUAAUUGUUAUCUCAUUAGUCAAAGCCAAAUUAUAUUCGAAUGUGCAUUUUAUUGUGCAAAUACUCAGUUAAAAUUGACGAGAGAAUGGAUAUUUAAAAAUUUCAUCGCACUGGUUUAAGCCGAGACUAUGGAACCAACUCUUAUCAGUCGCGCUUCCACUCUCUUUCUUGUCGGCCCAUAAGUAAAAACGCUCGUAAUUAACAAUCAAAGUGCGUCCUUUCAAAGUUGGUCAAUUUUACACAGAAUAAGAAAACUGGGUUUUCUUGUGACAAUUGAAAUUUUGUUUUCGUCUCGAAUUGUAUUUUUGCAAGUGAUUUAAGAUUUUUGAAAGUAGAAUUUUAUUUUCGACGAUCAAUCAUGCAAAAUGGUACUGCCCGAGAUGAACCACGGAAAGAACCUGAACAUGUUGAUAUUGUUCAAAAAUCAAUCGGGGUUCUAGGCAAAUGGCAUAUUUGGGUGUGUUUAGCCAUAUUUUUGGUGAAAUUUCCCGUAGCGUGGCAUCAGCUCAGCAUAGUAUUCGUAGCUCCAAGAACGGAGUUUUAUUGCGUUGAUCCUAACUUGGACAAAUGUGCUCGCAAUUGUAGUGCCCACGUUUUUAAUAGGUCCGUAUUCAGUGAAACAAUCCUAUCAGAAUGGGACCUAGUUUGCGAGAAAGAAUAUUUGGCGGAUUUGGCCCAAACAGUCACAAUGCUCGGAAUUCUUUUCGGAAACAUGGUAUUUGGAUACUUAUCAGAUAAGUUUGGCCGGAAAUUGCCAUUAGUUGGUGCCGUUAUUUUACAAGCAGUUUCAGGAACUAUAGCGGCAUUUUCCCCAUGGUUUUCGCUGUUUCUCAUCAUGAGAUUUUUCGCUGCUUUAGCGACUGGAGGAACAAUGGUAACCAGCUUUGUACUCAUCAUGGAACUUAUUGGUACCGAGUGGAGAACAGUAGUCGGUAUAUUGUACCAAAUUCCCUUUAACUUGGGCCAUAUCCUCCUACCAGUAAUAUCUUACUUCUUAAGAGAUUGGAGAUACUUUCAAGCCGCCAUAUCGUUACCUUCUCUUGCUUUAAUAUUUUAUUAUUGGGUAAUGCCUGAAAGUCCUCGAUGGUUACUAGCAGGUGGCAAAAGAGAGGAAGCUAUAAAAGUGCUGGAAAAGGCGGCAAAAUCUAACAACCUACCAACAAAGAACAUAAAAAAUGACGUUCUAGAAUAUCUAACUAACAAAGUAGAGGAUGAACAACUGGAAAGUCGAAAAGGAAAUAUUCUGGAUCUAGUACGAACGCCCAUUAUGAGAAUGUACACAAUUGCCAUCUGCUUCAAUUGGCUUGUAUGUGGAUUGUGCUUUUUUGGCGUUUCACAAUUUAUUGGCCAUUUAGGAGGAAAUAUUUUUUUGAACGUCGCUUUAUCAGCAGUAAUUCAAAUACCCAGCACACUAUUUGCUUGUUGGGCGACCAAAGCAUGGGGUAGAAGGAAAACUUUAAUUUCUGCCAAUAUACUUUCUGGAGUUUUCCUCAUUUUAAUUGGGGUUUCUCCUUCGGAACCAACGUGGAUAAAAUCUAUAUUAAGUACAACAGCAAUGUUUGGACUCUCAUUGUCUUUUCCAACAGUAUAUAUUUAUUCGGGGGAAUUAUUUCCCACAAUGGUUCGAAAUAUUGGCGUUGGAACAUCCUCGAUGUGUGCCCGAUUCGGUUCAAUGGCAGCCCCAUUUGUUGCCUCACUUGUUACAGUGGAACCAUGGAUUCCACCAAUUAUCUUCGGAGUGGCUCCGCUAAUUGGUGCCAUGCUUUGUUUGAAGCUUCCCGAAACUUUGGACUGUAAAUUGCCCGACACGAUCGAAGAAGCUGAAAUGUUUGAGAUUCGAUCCAGAGAGGAAAAGUCUGCGCUUAGAGGACAUUCAACAGAGAUGAGUUGAAACACAGAGUGUUAUACCUAUGUAGUAAGUGUCCGAAUUAUGAUAUGUGGAGCUUUUCUGAUGUUUGUUGCAUUUUUUCGGUAUGUACGUAUUCGUAUGGACAAACAUUCCAUAAAAGCUAUUAUAUCGAAAGCGAUUGUGGACAUUCUAUGAAAUGUCUAAAUAAUUAUGUGUUGUUAAAAUAAAAUAUUGCUUAAAUUUUCUAUUAGA
Messenger RNA from Dendroctonus ponderosae (mountain pine beetle), 2132 nucleotides. RefSeq names its product organic cation transporter protein. Gene Ontology annotation, biological process: transmembrane transport. The record is from RefSeq and is a predicted model, not a curated record. Gene Ontology annotation, cellular component: membrane. NCBI's taxonomy places the organism in Eukaryota, Metazoa, Arthropoda, Insecta, Coleoptera, Curculionidae. Gene Ontology annotation, molecular function: transmembrane transporter activity.